This is a messenger RNA of Physella acuta, 2987 nucleotides long. Its product is annotated as calicin-like. Lineage: Eukaryota; Metazoa; Mollusca; Gastropoda; Physidae. The record is from RefSeq and is a predicted model, not a curated record. Gene Ontology annotation, molecular function: protein binding.
AUUUGCUUAAUUAACAUUAAAGGUUAAUUAUUAUAUUUAAUAUUUAUCACUGCAAGAUGAUUUGCAGUUUCUAAGUUUUAAUUCAAUGAUGGAUUUUGAAUAUGACAGUUCUCAAACUGUUCUGAAAAACACAGAAAAACUUCUGUUGGAUAAUAUUUUUUUGGAUUUUACUGUCAAGGUUGAUGACGUUUCUUUGCAAUGUCACCGUAUUUUUCUGGCAGCGUCGUCACAUUUCUUCAGAGCACUUUUAAUGACAGACAUGAAGGAGGCUAAAGAGGGUUGUGUAACGAUCAAUGGGAUUUCUCUUAAAACAUUUCAACACAUUUUGAAGUCAAUGUAUACUGGAAAAGUUUCUUUGACGAAAGAUAAUUUUAUAGACAUAUGGCAGGCAGCAGAUCAACUACAGAUAGACUUUAUUGUUACACACUGUGAGGAUUUCGCUACAAAGGCCAUUUCCGUUGAAAACUUUGAAAGCGUUUUGAAUACAGCUAAAGCUUUUAAAUCCGAAAAAGUGUUGAAUGCUUCAAAAUCUUUUAUGUUAAAUAACUUUGGCAUACUUAUGAACGACAAGUCUAUAAUGGAGCUCGUAGUUAAAGAUUUCAAUGAAUUGAUUGAUUCUCGGGAUCUAAAAGUAGAAAACGAAGACUGCGUCAUACAAUCAGUGCUAAAUUGGGUGGAGUAUGAACCAGAAGAAAAAUACAAUGGUGAAAAAGAAGACAUUCUUACUGACAUAAAACAUAACACUUCAAAAGAAAAUAGUUCUAAUAAUGAAUCUGGUAAAAGUCUUACCGCAGUCCAUAAACAAACGUUGAAUAAAAUAAAUCAGAGAACUCAAGCCUUGACAACAUUACUAAAGUCUGUGAGGACGUGUCUUGUGAGUACACCACUUCUUAAAGAUCUGCUUAAUCAGCAAUUGAUAAUCAACAACACUGAAGCUAGAGAUAUUUUGAUUGAUGCUGUAUUGUAUAAGACAACACAUUAUAACCACGGACAAUGGCGAACAAGUGCCAUACAUCGAGCCUGUAGUAUAUUGGAGCAUUACGGUAUUGUGUAUAUAAUAAAUAGUAAAUUUAAUUGUGUAUGUGCAUGUGAAGAUGAGCUUUACCAAUGUGUAAGCUGUAGCGAUAUACCUCUGGACGUAACUUUAGUUGUGUUUGACUCGUAUCUAUACGCUAGUGGUGUUAAAGACGAAUCUCAAACAAACAGCUCUCUGUAUGUUUUUUGUAGAAAUGUUUGGAACAAAAUCACUGAGAUACCAGGACGGCAGUUAAUUUUAGUGCCAUAUGAACAGAGUAUCUUUAUUCUAAGCAAAUGCUCUACUGAAAUAUAUCAAAUAUUCCCUAAAUGGGGUAAACCAAAAGUUAAAGAAUUUACAAAGCUACCAGACACAAUAAAAGUACAACAUGCUACAACUUAUCAGAGGACGAUUCUAAUUUUCAGUUCUGUUACCGUCAACAAUAAGGAGAAAACUGCAGUUCAUCAACUGGACAUUUUAACAAAAAAAUUAACAGAGUUAGAACAAUUGAAUGGACCAGCUGAACAGAUAAUAAGUUUCAGUGAUGACUACAAUACUUACGUUUUACAAACUGUUGGAGAUUUGUGUGUUAUAAGCUAUUCAGUUCAAAAAUUCACAUUCAAAUUGUUGGGAAGGUUAUGGGCUAUUAAGAGAAAGUUGUACGGUGCAAUGACAUACAAGAAACAGUUGACUAUCUUUGGUUCUGACCCCAACGAAGAGCCUGCUGAACAAAAACUGCUGUAUUCGUUUAAAGAGUACUUUAACUGUAUAAUAUACUGGGGAAUUGAUAAACCAUGUUCAAAUUUUAUACCAGCUACUCUACCGAAAGAUGGAAUGGUGCCUUUCUGAAAAUAAGUACCAAGUAAUGUUAUGAAUGGUUAUUGCGUUUUGGAAAGAGUUUGGGAGUGAGGUUAAGGGCUGUGUUUUUUAGGGUGGGUAAAGUUAUUUAGUUAUUUUUUUUUACGUUACAAAAGAUUAACAUUUUUACUUUUCUUAUAUUAGAACUGGAUACAUUUGGACUAAACAAAUAGCACAUUGAUCAGGUGUAAUUUAAGUAAAUAUUGCUUUUUUUAGGUGCAGCUGACCCUAAACCUACUUAGAGAUGAACAUUAUUUUUUAGUGCUUUCAACACAGGUAUAAUAUUUUUAAAAUAAAGAUUAAAAUAUUCCAGGCUGUAAACUGGAAUAAUGUAAAGAAAAACAAAAUACUCGAUCAUUGAUACUUUCAACUGGUCAACAUUCAUAGGACAAAAGGAAUAUUAAUGGCAUUCUCAGAAUUUUACGUUAAAGAGAAGCGUCUACGUGUUGGGAUUAUUAGUUGGCUGUCGUACAGCUGCUGUAGAGACAUGCGCACAACAGCGAGAGGCGACAAUAGAAAAUUUGUAGUCGCUCUAAAUAAUCAUUUAACACUUCAUGGAGGAGCGGUCCAGUGUGGGAAUGAUGGCUAAUUGUGAUGUAACAAUACUUAUUAAGUAGACCAACGCCAAAAGAAUCUAUGUAUGUUUAGGUUUUUUUCAUUUUUUUUAUUUAAAUAUCUAAUUUAUCAGGAUAGUUUUAUAUUGCUUUGAUAUAUUUUGUCUUUUUUUUCAGUUUUAUUUUUAUUUUUAAGUGGUUAGCUUUAAAUAUAUUUUUUACUAAGAGCAGGUUAUAUUUUAAAUUUAUUUUAUCUCCUAUUGUUGGUAAUUGAAAAUAGCGUUUAAAAUGUUUAUACUGGUGAUGCGAAUGAUUAAUUUUUUUGAAAAAAAAGAAGUGUUUUUGGGUUAAUUCGUUUUAUUGGGAUUGUAUAGAGUUGGAUCAGUAGCGGAACUAAAAUAAAGGGGCAGAGUGGUGACUCCAAAUCGUAAAUAUAAAAUUGUUAAAGAGGGGUCGAGGCGAUAUCCUUAGUUACUAUAUCGGAUAAACCCGAGCUUGUCAUUGCAUUUUGAAAUUUUUAAUCAAUUAUACUUUGUUUUAUACUUUGUUUUAUACUUUUA